Messenger RNA from Rubroshorea leprosula, 3007 nucleotides. NCBI's taxonomy places the organism in Eukaryota, Viridiplantae, Streptophyta, Magnoliopsida, Malvales, Dipterocarpaceae. The record is from the annotation of a GenBank genome assembly.
UUUGUCUGAAUCAGUUUUUCCACUUCCGCGCUCCUCUUGACUCGGUUACCACUUUCUGUCCGGCUCUAGUGCCCCCAUUUUGAUCCAUAUUUUCUGUGCUCCAUUAAGCUCUUCUUCAAGGACUGGCUAAGUUGAGUGGUUGCAUGAGAAAUUCUACUGCUCUUUCCUUCAUAAAGAUAGAAUAUUUUGAUAAUGGCCUCGAGAGCAAUUUUACGUAGGAGGAAGUAUCCCUUGAAUGUCCUGAAUCAAUCAUCUUGUGUAAUUCAAGGUUUUUCAGGUUUUGAACAUGGGCAAUCAUCUUCAUCUAGUGAUUCAUAUGGAGCUGACAGGGUUGGAAGCAAAUUAUCUGAUAUUUCCAAUUGUAGGAAAGGGGCUUUAUCUUCAGUUGCUAGGAAUGAACUGUCAAAUCAUUUUGCAGCACAAUUGCCUGGGAAUAACUCCAUUAGAAUCUUAAAAUUCAAUUAUUGGGAUGGAAAUGCUUAUUCAUUUUAUCCAUUGGGCAUCCGGUGGAUUUCACAAUCUGCUUCUGCAGCCACUGCUGGACAACCUCAAUUGGGCAGUGGUAGUGAUGGAAAGGAACAGCAAGCUAAAAAGGUGAAGGAGGCUUCACCUGAGGAGUGUGAUAUAGCAGUUGAAGGUUUGAGUACAGCAAAAGCCAAAGCCCAAGCCAAAGUCAAGCAGAAGCAAGAAUCCCAAAAGAGUGUUCAACCUAUAAUGACAAGAGUCUGGGCUAAGCUUCUGGGUAUUGGACCUGCUUUGAGAGCUGUUGCUUCUAUGAGCAGUGAAGACUGGGCUAAUAAGCUUCGUCAUUGGAAAGAUGAAUUUAUAUCCACAAUGCAACACUACUGGUUGGGUACAAAGUUACUCUGGGCUGAUAUUAGGAUAAGCUCGAGGAUGUUGGUAAAACUUGUUAAUGGGAAGGGUCUUUCUAGAAGAGAAAGGCAACAGCUGACACGUACCACAGCUGAUAUCUUUAGGCUAGUGCCUUUUGCUGUUUUCAUCAUAGUUCCAUUUAUGGAGUUCUUGCUGCCAGUAUUUUUGAAAUUAUUUCCCAACAUGUUACCAUCAACCUUCCAGGACAAGAUGAAAGAAGAGGUAAUGCCAUCAAAGGAAAUGUUGAACUGGUCUAUGGAAGCAUUGAAAAGACGGCUAACUGCAAGGUUAGAAUAUGCUAAGUUUCUUCAAGACACGGUGAAAGAAAUGGCAAAGGAAGUCCAAAAUUCACGAAGUGGAGAUAUGAAAAAGACAGCUGAAGAUCUUGAUGAAUUUAUGAACAAGGUUAGAACUGGUGCACCUGUUUCUAAUGAUGAAAUUUUAGGCUUUGCCAAGUUAUUCAAUGAUGAGCUUACUCUGGAUAACAUUAGCAGGCCUCGUUUGGUGAAUAUGUGCAAAUAUAUGGGAAUCAGCCCAUAUGGAACAGAUGCAUAUUUACGUUAUAUGCUUCGAAAAAGACUAUAUGAAAUAAAGAAUGAUGAUAAGAUGAUUCAAGCUGAGGGUGUGAAGUCCCUUACAGAGGAAGAGCUUUGUCAAGCCUGUAGAGAUCGAGGCAUGCUUGGGCUACUGUCAGUGGAGGAGAUGAGAGAUCAGUUACGCAAUUGGCUGGAUUUGUCUCUCAAUCGUUCUGUUCCAUCUUCUCUUUUGAUUCUUUCUAGAGCCUUCAGUCUAUCUGGAAAAGUAAGGCCAGAGGAAGCUGUUCAAGCCACUCUCUCCUCUUUGCCUGAUGAGGUUGUCGAUACUGUUGGUGUUACAGCUUUGUCAUCUGAAGAUUCUGUUUCAGAGAGGAGGAGAAAGUUGGAAUUCCUUGAAAUGCAGGAAGAACUUAUCAAGGAGGAAGAACAGGAAGAGGAAGAGGAACAAGCCAAGUUGAAGGAGGCUGUUGGCAGACAAAAGGAUGUUGCUUUGGAAGAGAUGAUUGAUCCAACUGUUAAAGAGGCAGAAGAGCAGGCAAAAGCAAAAACAUUGGAGAAACAUGAGCAACUUUGUGAGCUCAGUCAGGCAUUGGCUGUUUUAGCUUCUGCAUCUUCAGUCAGUAGGGAGCGUGAAGAGUUCCUGAGACUUGUUAACAAGGAGAUAGAACUGUACAACAGUAUGGUUGAGAAAGAGGGUACAGAUGGGGAAGAGGCAGCCAAGAAGGCAUACAUAGCUGCACGGCAAGAUAGUGACCGGAGUGCUGAGAAGGCAAUUGGUAAAAAGGUUCCCUCGGCACUUACCAACAGGGUUGAUGCAAUGCUUCAAAAGCUUGAAAAAGAAAUUGAUGAGGUUGAUGCCAAGAUUGGAGAUCGUUGGCGGUUACUGGAUAGGGAUUAUGAUGGAAAAGUGACUCCUGAAGAAGUUGCAUCUGCUGCCAUGUAUCUCAAGGACACAUUGGGCAAGGAGGGUCUUCAAGAACUUAUUAGCAACCUUUCCAAAGAUAAAGAAGGGAAAAUCCUUGUUAAAGAUCUUAUGAAACUAGCUGAUGAAGCUGAUGAAAUGGAUGAAGCAGACGAAGCAAAAGAUGCCGAUGCUGAUACUGCUGAAGCAGGAAAGAAAUAGGAAAAGCUAGAACUUUUUCUUCUAAUGGUGGGCUGUGCCUCUGCUACAGCAUUAUCGCAGAAUAAUAUUAUCAGAAAUUUCACUGGCAACACGACAUUGAUUGUCUCAGCUACUACACACUGGAAAUGUUGACGAAAAAGGGGGAAAAUAUUCAUAUAUGAAAAGAAAUAUAUGACACAACCAGCAACAAUGCUAUUUUGUUCUGCUUUACUCGCUGUUAUGAAUUUGUAUAUGACAGAAAUAUCUCCUGAAAAGGUUAUAUCUGUAGACAGAAAGCAACUAGGCAUUUUGAAACUUGGUUAUAACUUAUAAUUACCUUUAAAAGUUAGAUUAAAAUUGUCCCUUCAACAAAAUUUCAAAGUUAUAAAAGGGCACUAGACUUGCUUAAAAGCUCUAUGUUCCCAUGCCAGCGACAAAGUAGAUAUGCUGUAAUGACACAAAACCAAGUGUGCCGAAAUAAACAUGUUGGUUAUAU